This is a messenger RNA of Prosopis cineraria, 1112 nucleotides long. RefSeq lists its product as uncharacterized. Gene Ontology annotation, biological process: nuclear-transcribed mRNA catabolic process, nonsense-mediated decay. The record is from RefSeq and is a predicted model, not a curated record. NCBI's taxonomy places the organism in Eukaryota, Viridiplantae, Streptophyta, Magnoliopsida, Fabales, Fabaceae.
UCCCUCCCUUCUCCUAAAAUCCUUUUAGCGAAGCCUGGUCUAGUCACCGGUGGACCUGUUGCCGCGAAAUUCGGCCGUGGCGGCGGCGGCGGCGGUUUUUAGUGCAUCUGUUUUAGCUGAGAUGAUGAGGCCAGAUAGCUCUUCAACAGUUUCAGUUCUAAGUGGAGAGUCCUUGUCAGCUGAGAUUGCUCAUAAAAUUAUGGGUAUUCAGCUUGCUGUUCUUCUGGCAUCCGUCUGCCAUAUUCUGCUGGUUAUGUCUGAGGGAGUUCAUGAUGCUAGCAUGUGGCAUUUGAUGUCAACGGUUGACUUGUUGAAGCAUGGCAUAUCAAACCCUUUCUCCCUCACUUCAUUUGUAUCCCAGAGCUCAAGUUCGGGGCUUGGAAAAGAUAACAAAGUCGCAGAAAGUGAAGAGUACAUGGCUACUCCUAUUUUUGUGCACACCAAGGUGCAGGACCAGGACGCAACUCCUCAAAAUUUUGUGCUAUUGAAGAAGGCACUCUUGAAGUAUUUUGAUACAUGUUCAUUUGUGAAGAAUCACAGAACCGUGCCUCCUGAGAGAGACCCUGCCGUCGUUCAUAAUAACCAAUUGGAUUCUAACAUGCCAAAUAUACAUUUGCAUAUGAUACCAUUGAAGAGAAGGGAUGAAAAUACUAGAGCUCAACACGAGAGUUUCAUCUCUGCACUAUGGAAACUAAGAGAUCAGAUUUUAUCCAUGAAGUCUCCAUCUUCGAUGAGGCCUGUGUCUGAACGUGAAUGGUUGAAGAAUUCUGCCAAGGUAUGGGAGCAAGUAAGGAACUCUCCGAUAAUAUUGGAGUAUUGCAGAACACUGCAACAAUCGGGUCUCUUUAAGAGGUAGCAGACUUGAGUCUCCCAAGUGGUUAUAUAUAUAUAUUUUAAAGAAAAAUAUUUGUUGCCGUCUAUGAAAUUCAAUCAUGGCUGUGUUUUAUGGAUUUUAUUUUUGUAACAGUUUUAAAGCAUUUUCCCCCAUGUUUACUUCUAUGCUUGAUUCAUUCGUUUUUGGAAUUGUUUCCUCACUCUGUCUGAAGCGUGACUUUGGAUUGAAAUGUUCAAAUAACUUAUUUAUUAAUCAAAUUAUGUAGAUUUUUCUUGAA